AUAAUCACUCUUCGCUCUUUCCAUCGAUCUUCACCUUCAUCUUGAAAUCACGCGUUUUCAAUCUCUCUCUACAAAAACCCGUUCAAGAAAAUAUCGAGUUUUAUCAGCAAGAAUCUUCCAACAAUGGCGUCCCCAUCUCCAGCAGUGCUUCCGAUCUCCAAUUCUCAGCCUCCCGUUGUGGCGGUUUCUUCCGCAUCCGGUGGUGGUUCGGCUCAAUCUCAGGCGCCGAUCUCAACUCCGGCUGUCCGUUCAUUCAUAAACCACAUUUCAGAAAAUGUGCGCAACGGACUCUCCCAGCGUAGGCCGUGGUCGGAGCUUUUGGACAGGUCUGCUUUUGCUAAGCCGGAAUCGGUAUCCGACGCUACUCUACGAAUCCGCAAGAACUACUCCUACUUCCGAGUCAAUUACAUGGCUGUCGUCGCCGGUAUCCUCGCCGUGUCGUUGCUAACCAACCCGUUCUCAUUACUCGUCCUCCUUGGCCUCCUCUCCGCUUGGCUUUUUCUUUACCUAUUCCGUCCUUCGGAUCAGCCUCUUGUCCUCUUUGGCCGUACAUUUUCUGAUACUCAGACCCUCUGGGGCCUGAUCGGGCUCAGCGUCUUCGUCGUUUUUCUCACAAGUGUCGGAUCCGUCCUGAUCUCUGCUCUCAUGCUCGGAUUCGCUGUCGUUUUCGCCCACGGUGCGUUUAGGGUUCCCGAGGAUCUUUUCUUGGAUGAGCAGGAGAAUUCCCCCUCUACUGGAUUUCUGUCUUUCCUCAGCGGGGCCGCAUCUAAUGCCGCCGCCGCCGCUGGUCCUGCCGUCGUUGCUGCUCGGGUCUGAGUAAAGCUUCAAUUCAUUUAGUAAUGGAGGUGAAGAAUACCGCGUUUGGGUAAUACGUAUAUAGAAAAUUUCGUUCUUUGUUCAUUAUAAAAAAAAAUUAACUUUUCGGUAGAGAAAAUAAAGUUUGUUUUGUCCUAUAAAUUUAGGGGUGGAUAUGUAGUAAUGGAUUUUGUAUGGAUCUGUGUUAUACAAAUUCAAAGCUUUUUUAUUUUGGGUCUA
This is a messenger RNA of Humulus lupulus (European hop), 1035 nucleotides long. RefSeq names its product PRA1 family protein B4. The transcript has a single exon. The coding region runs from base 124 to 816 and encodes 230 amino acids. NCBI's taxonomy places the organism in Eukaryota, Viridiplantae, Streptophyta, Magnoliopsida, Rosales, Cannabaceae. Gene Ontology annotation, biological process: vesicle-mediated transport. Gene Ontology annotation, cellular component: endoplasmic reticulum; Golgi apparatus. The record is from RefSeq and is a predicted model, not a curated record.